Kuraishia capsulata CBS 1993 is the source of this 2913-nucleotide messenger RNA. RefSeq lists its product as uncharacterized. The record is from RefSeq and is a predicted model, not a curated record. The transcript has a single exon. Bases 1 to 2913 code for a protein of 970 amino acids. NCBI's taxonomy places the organism in Eukaryota, Fungi, Ascomycota, Pichiomycetes, Pichiales, Pichiaceae.
AUGCCUAUGAAAAAGAUCAUCUCGUCUUUGAAGAAGAAGAGUUCUGCAGAUUCUGACUCGCAGUCUGAGUGCAGCAGUCUGAAAUCUGGCUCUUCUUCUUCUAGGAGGUCGGCAAUCGGUAGCCAUGUAUCACAACCUCAUCUCCAGCACCAGAACCAUCAACUAGACCAUGCGAGUUUUCCUGUGAGUCAGCCUAAUUUUCGUGAUGACCAGUCCAUGGCUGCUUCGACUAUGGGCAACUCUUUCCAGUUAUCAUACAAUAGCAACUCGGUGUUCAGUAAGGGAAGGACAAUAGGCACGACCUCAACUGGGGUUUCUUCGAUGCAAAGCGGUGGAGGGAAAAGAUCUGAAUUCCAACAGUUCACCAGUAUUGGAAGACCUUUGAGGGUGCUUGAUGAAGACGAUUCUGAAGAAAGUGAUGGAAGAGAGCAGACAAGGCAGGAAAGUAAGGUUAAAGACCCCGAGGCUUUGGGGCAAGAGAGUGCUACUGGAGCAAUCCCCAUCAACAAUAGAAGACAAUCCAAAGAGGCUCAGGAUGAGGCCGCAUCUUCACCGGUAUCGCUUCAGUUCGGCUUUCCUUCUUACUCGCGCGCAAAUGCUUUUGGAGAACCAACGAUAAACCACGGUGGAUCACUCGCUUCAUCUCCUAUUAACAGAGUCAUAUCGCAUGCAUCUGCCCAUUCUAGCUUGAAUGAAGGACCAUCUCCAGAGCUGCUUCAGAUGCUAGAGUAUGUGGAGAAGCAGCUACGUCACCUUUCGCUAAGCAUUAGCAACACUUUGCUUCAGGUCAGUCAGAGCGUGAUGAACCUAACAAAAGCGGCUGUUGCGGUAAGCGAAAGCAUCAAAAGCACCAUUGCGGUUCUCUCAGCGAAAACGCAGAUGAACAAGGUGAUGGCAAAGUUGUUAUUGCCUGGACAAUUGACGACAGUGAACAGUCCAAAUUUGAGGAGGCUGAUCAAAAAUAUGUUAUUCCUGGUAGAUCAUCUACUCGUGGGAAAUGUCUACCAACGUUCUAAAGUGCUGAUCUUGUCUAGUUUACAUGAUCUUCUCUUGAAACUCAAGCUGGCAGAUCCCGCUUCUGAUGUUACUGAUUACAGCAACAUUUUACAACCUACUUUAUUCCCGUUGGGAGCUACUACGGCUCCGUUCCCUAACGAGGGUCAAACUGCUCUCAUCAUGGACUCUCUUGUGACAAAAUUUACCUCCACUGGUGAAGAUGGAAGUAGCGGGUUGUUGAGUGAUCAGGAGGGUUCGUUUAUCGCUCCAGUUCUUCGUGGUUUCCAGAAUGUCAAUCUCUCAGUCAUAACUUUUGUGUUUGGAUUUCCUGAGCUCACCAGAGAACACCUUGAUGUUGUGAAAGUGUUCUCCAAUUCUGUUGAAAACUUCCACUUUGUUUGCCAGAAGAACAUGAUCAAGCUUGCUGCCACUGCAGCCCCUGCUCCCACUGGGCCAACAAUUCCUGUUGGCCGUACUCGUUUGGACGAGGUUAACGUUUCAGCCCAGAACUCGGCGAUGUACACCUUCAAGGCUCCUUUUAGAAACGCUCUGAACCCUCAAGCACCACCUAUAUCGAUGUCUUUAGCUUCGGAAAAUGCUCUGACAUUGAGUGGAACUCUGGGUGGUUACCUAUAUCCGAAGAUUCCCAAGGAUACUAAGAACCAAAAACUGCUGAAAUAUGCCAAUAAUGUGUUUGGAGUUACGUGUGCCCAUGUUGCCCUCAACUCAGACACUACUUACAAAGGACCAAGCGACUACCCCAACAUCUCAGUGCCGUCGCCUGUACUGGUGAACUUGUACAAGAGGGCACUUGUUGGGGAGCGCUCCAAGUAUAACUCUUACUCUGAGGAAUACAAGGCUUAUAACGGUGUUGUGAAUCAGAUUGACUCGAUUUUUCCACUACAAAACGUGACUGUUCAAAUGCAGCAAACCGCUGAGGAUGGUUCUACUAUGCUUGUUGAAAAGGAAGUCAAGAGAAACGUUCCCAGUUCGAGAUUUGGACAAAUCGUUUGGGGAGAACGGAUCAUCAACGAGAGCAAGGGAAUGUUAUCAGAUAUUGCAAUAAUCAAGGUCAACAACCGGAUGAAGUGUCUCAACUUCUUGGGAGAUGAUGUGAAUUUCAGCGAAUAUGAUCCAAGUCUCAUGUUCUCAAACCUUUACGUUAAGGAGCUGGUUGACCUGUCUACGCUGGGCAAAAGAGCAACUGCAGCAGGCAUAGGUGGAGGUGCUGGUCUAGAAGUUUUCAAAUACGGGUCUACCACUAAGUAUACCAGGGGAAACGUAAAUGGAGUGAAGAUGGUUUAUUGGUCAGAUGGAAGACUCCAGAGCUCGGAGUUUGUCAUCAGGUCUUCCAACUACGGUGAUUCCAUCAACAACUCGGGAGGUCCUGGUGCUGCAAGUAACGCUAGGGGAACUGCGGGUUUGGGAUUUGCAGCAGGUGGUGAUUCAGGAGCAUGGGUUCUUGCCAAGUUGUCUGAUGUGGAAUCCUUCAGCGAGCAUCAACAGCAAAUCUCACAACCAAAGCCAAAGACAGGAUUCUUGGGAACGAUUUUCGAACAAUUCCAAGAAUCCCUCAUCUCUGGAGCCUUGAACGUCGGUGGAUCCGGUGUUGAACAGGGACCUUCAGGAAUUGAUCGUCCCGCAAAAAAGACCCCAAAAACAGGUUUGGGAGUGGUGGGAAUGCUUCAUUCAUACGACGGCGAAUUCAAACAGUUUGGGUUAUUCACCCCAAUGACGAGCAUUCUCGAAAGGUUGCAAGAAGUGACGAAUAUAGAGUGGGGAAUCGUAGGAGUCGAUAACUGCGAAGAGGAUUUGGACGUUCGCAGCGAAAACGAGAGCGGAUAUGAUACCGAGGAGGUCUCGUCUUUGAACGAUGAUACUUUUGCGAAUGACGGGGCACAGCCUCCUACAAUAUAG